UCUGGCAGCAUUUAGCCCGGCGGGCGGCCCGCAGCAGCCUCUUGGUCGGGAGCCCCACGGACGGACCCCGACAGCCCCAAAGUGUCCCCACCAUGGCCUUGGCCAAGCUGCAGAAGGUGCUGAUCAGUGACAGCCUGGACCCCUGCUGCAGGGACAUCCUGCAGGCCGGUGGCAUCCAGGUGCUGGAGAAACCCGGGCUGAGCAAGGAGGAGCUGCUGGUGGAGAUCGCGGACUGCGAUGGGCUCAUCGUGCGCUCGGCCACCAAAGUCACCGCCGAGGUCCUGGAGGCGGCCGAGAGGCUGCAGGUGGUGGGCAGAGCGGGCACCGGCGUUGACAACGUGGACGUGGAGGCGGCCACCAGGAAGGGCGUGCUGGUGAUGAACACCCCCGCUGGGAACAGCCUCAGCGCCGCCGAGCUGACGUGCGGGAUGAUCCUGUGCUUGGCCAGGCAGAUCCCGCAGGCGGCAGCCUCCAUGAAGGAAGGCAAAUGGGACCGAAAGAAGUACAUGGGCAUGGAGCUGAACGGGAAGACGCUGGGCGUGCUGGGGCUGGGCCGCAUCGGCAGGGAGGUGGCCACGCGGAUGCAGGCUUUCGGCAUGAAGACCAUUGGCUACGACCCCAUCAUCACCCCCGAGACCUCGGCCACUUUCGGCGUGGAGCAGCUGCCCCUGGAGCAGAUCUGGCCCCGCUGCGACUUCAUCACGGUGCACACGCCGCUGCUGCCCUCCACCACGGGGCUGCUGAACGACAGCACCUUCGCCAAGUGCCGCCGGGGCGUGCAGGUGGUGAACUGCGCCCGCGGGGGCAUCGUGGACGAGGGCGCGCUGCUGCGGGCGCUGCAGUCGGGGCAGUGCGGCGGGGCCGCCCUCGACGUCUUCACGCAGGAGCCCCCCAAGGAUCGGGAGCUGGUGAACCACCCCAACGUCAUCUGCUGCCCGCACCUGGGCGCCAGCACGCGGGAGGCGCAGAGCCGCUGCGGGAAGGAGAUCGCCAUGCAGAUGGUGGACAUGGCCACCGGGAGGGGGCUGGCCGGCGUGGUGAACGGGCAGGCUCUGAGCAAAGCCUUCGCACCCCAAACCAAGCCCUGGAUCGCCCUGGCCAAGGCGCUGGGCUCGGUGCUGCGCGCAGCGGCCAAGCAGGCGCAGGGCAGCCUGCAGCUCUGCACACUAGGGACCCCCCUGAAGGAUGCCGGCAGCUUCCUGGCGCCCGCCGUGGUCUCGGGCAUGCUGGCUGGAGGCAGGCAGAAGGAGGUGACCCUGGUGAACGCCCUGCUGCUGGCCCAGGAGGCCGGCCUGAAGGUCACAGCCAGCCACAGCGACGUGGCCCCCGAGCCCCACGGCAGCUCUGGCUUGCUGCAGGUGUCCCUGCAGGGCACCCCGCUGCGCGCGGUGGGGACGGUGCAGGGCAGCACCCCGCUGCUGCUGGAGCUCGGCGGGGCCACCUUCAAGCAGCCGGCCCCGUUGGCUGGCCACGUCCUCGUCUACAGAGCCAAGGCCUCCGAGCCCAGCACGCUGCCUACGCUCGCUGGGCUGCUGGGGAAAGCGGGCGUCCAGCUCCAGUCCUACCACAGCUCGGGCGCCGUGGCUGGGGAGCAGUGGAGCGUGGCGGGGCUGUCGGCCCCGCUGCCCGAGCUCGCCGAGCUGAAGCCGCGCGUCACCGAGGCCUUCCAGCUCCACCUCUAGCCCCACACCACCAGCACGGGCUCUGCCCGCGCCCACAGCACCCCAGCGGCUGGGCGAGCGCCGUGCUAAAGAAUAAAACAUCCAGGAGAGAG
Messenger RNA from Anas platyrhynchos (mallard), 1774 nucleotides. It is a transcript of the gene PHGDH, whose product is annotated as phosphoglycerate dehydrogenase. Lineage: Eukaryota; Metazoa; Chordata; Aves; Anseriformes; Anatidae. Gene Ontology annotation, biological process: L-serine biosynthetic process. The record is from RefSeq and is a predicted model, not a curated record. Gene Ontology annotation, molecular function: NAD binding; phosphoglycerate dehydrogenase activity.